CUCGGGGAUUCCCACCUCCACUCCAUCUACGAGGGAGAGCUGGUCGGCAUCAAGCUUGCACUAGACAUUGCACGACUUCUUCCCUCAGACACAACAAAAGUCAUCGUAUGCCUAGACAGCCAAGCAGCCAUCAAAGCCCUAGCACACCCACCCAGGCACCAACCGGGCCAACACAUCAUCUUGAAGAUUUUGGGUGAAUAUGAGGACAUACGCACCACGCACCCUAAUCUACACAUCCAUCUCGAUUGGGUUCCAGGACACCAAGACAUCCCGGGAAACGAGAAAGCGGACUCUCUAGCAAAAAAAGCC
Cantharellus anzutake is the source of this 309-nucleotide messenger RNA. Its product is annotated as ribonuclease H-like domain-containing protein. The annotation marks the transcript as partial. The transcript has a single exon. The record is from RefSeq and is a predicted model, not a curated record. Lineage: Eukaryota; Fungi; Basidiomycota; Agaricomycetes; Cantharellales; Hydnaceae. Gene Ontology annotation, biological process: DNA replication, removal of RNA primer. Gene Ontology annotation, molecular function: nucleic acid binding; RNA-DNA hybrid ribonuclease activity.